AUGACACCAAAAGAUCUGAUUUUUGGUCGACAACGUCUUCAGUCAGCUGUCUGGGCAGCUGCUCUGAAAUACUUUCCCAACGAGUUCGGCUUUUUCGAAUUCGAAUUACUCAUCCAUGAAGCUUGUCGCCUUUCCCUGGUGCCGUUUGCGCUGGAGCCGCUAGAGUGGUCGUUGCUGUUUUCGUUGUCCUCACAGUCGUUCUUUGCUGCCUUCUCUCUCGUAACGUCUGCCAGAAGUGAAUUCUUCUCGAAAUCACGAAACUGGUUUGACGUAUACGUGAUGCUCACAUUCGUCGAUACCAAUCGGAGAAGACUCCCUCGUUCUAUAUCUUAUGACGAAGCGACGAAAUUCCUAGACAGAAAUGACAAUUUGAUACUUCCACAGACGGGAAAGGGGAAAUCGCGAAUAUCAUUGCGAAAGUGGUUUGCAACAAUGCGAAACAGAAGGAGUUGUUAUACAAUUGACGGCUAUCCGCAGGAAGAUCUGCAGUCAAAUGCGUCAUCCGACAACAAGUCUUUGAGGACGAUAUCGUCUGAUCAUUUGCUGCGCGAACGACUUGACAGCCCCGACUGCGCGCAGGAAAGUCGUCCAGAUAGUGAGUCAAGCCAGUCGUCGGCGGAAAAGAAGAACGAUGACGUCACGACUCCAUCACGUUCGUCGGAGAAAAAGAAGAAGUACUUUUCUGAGAGAGCGAAUAACAAAAAUAUCUUCAAGAAACUAAUACAUCCGUCCUACCACGAAAGGGCAGCGCAAUAUCGACGCCUAUUCGAGGCAAAAGUUGCUCCCGGGCCGGACGAGUUCCUUGCUUCGUUCUCAUGUGCAUAUCAACGAGAAAUCCUGUGUCAGGGUAGGAUGUACAUCUCACAGCGUCAUAUCUGCUUCUACGCGAACAUUUUCGGCUGGGAGACGAACCUUGUCCUACCAGUGUCUGAAGUUGCGGCGAUCACCAAGGAGAAAGCUGCAAAAAUUUUUCCAAAUUCGAUUCAGAUCGAAAUGAAAGACGAAACAAGACAUUUCUUCGCGUCAUUUGUAAACCGGGAGAAGUCACUGACAGUACUGCUGAAAGUUCUAGAAAAAGUCCAAACGGAAGAGCUAAUGUCUCCCGAAGAGCUGUGGGAAUACAUGAAUCCAGAGGAUGAUGAAAAGGCAUGGCGACGACGCUCCGGCAAGUCUAAGCCAGAAAACUCCAUGAAUACAAGCGAACCCAACACCCCCGAUAUGACACCUGCCUCACGUUCUCUCGGCGAAUUUCCUUCCAUAGUUGAAGCGUCGUCGCAAUCGUCGCUCGAACAGGAAGAUGUAAAUUGUCCAUGCGAUUCUCAUGCCGGGAAGCUACUUUUGGACAACGUCUAUCCAUUAAGUGUCGAGGAGAUCUACGAACUAUUGUUCACUGAUAGCCCAUGGUUUAAAAAGUUCAAUGACACAUUAAAAAACACUGUACAUUCGAAGGUAUCUGAAAACGUUUCUGGCUAUGUCGCAUCUGCGUGGACAACGGACAAGGAUGGAGUACGUUCGAGGACGUGUACCUAUACGAUGGCACUGAAUCACGCCAUGGCACCGAAAAGUUGUGUGGUCACUGAGAAACAGGUAAUCUCACAUUUCGGACGCAACGGAGAUGGUUUUAUAGUGAACAAAGAAACACAGAACUCUGGCAUACCGUACGCAAACGAUUUUACGAUCCAGUGCAUAUACUGCGUCUCCAAAGUCAGUGAUCACGAAGCAAGGAUCAAAGUUCACGGUGGUAUUGUCUACAAAAAGAACAUCUGGAGCGUUGUACGAGGUUAUAUCGAAAAGAGCACCUAUCAGGGUCUCGAUGACCACUAUAGCGCCUUGGAGGACACUUUACGGGAUGAGUGCGAAAGGAAGGCGAUGCGACCAGAAGCCCGACAGGAUCAUGUUGAUCGAUAUGAUGAAGAAAGCAUGUCUUCCGUCGAAGACCCAAUCACUGAGGCUCCGCGGAUACGAUCUCCUCCCGCUCGAUCAAGAGUGACCAAACGAGAUACUUCUGCAUCUCUUCCUACCAUAACCCCAACGUUAACCACGACUUCUACGGACUACGGUUUCUACAUAAAGAUUAUCAUAUGUCUCCUGGCUGGUUUGUUGUUUCUAAACACAUUGCUUCUGUUUCAUGUGAACAAAAUUGAAACUCAGGCGACAAUUAGCGAAGAUGUUGUGCAGGUUCUGCAGAGACUCGCUGACUAUGGCAAGCCGAACGAACAGACUGUUGCGCUGGAAAAUCUCCUUGAGAAGGUCAAUCAAUUGACCACCGAUUUGCAGAAGUUGAAGCAACAGAUCUCAUCUAAGCAAGAAUUGUAA
Messenger RNA from Necator americanus (New World hookworm), 2316 nucleotides. RefSeq lists its product as uncharacterized. Gene Ontology annotation, molecular function: sterol transfer activity; sterol binding. Lineage: Eukaryota; Metazoa; Nematoda; Chromadorea; Rhabditida; Ancylostomatidae. Bases 1 to 2316 code for a protein of 771 amino acids. The transcript has 24 exons. Gene Ontology annotation, cellular component: plasma membrane; endoplasmic reticulum membrane; endoplasmic reticulum-plasma membrane contact site. The record is from RefSeq and is a predicted model, not a curated record. Gene Ontology annotation, biological process: intracellular sterol transport.